UCGCCGUUGACAGAAUGGCUCGGCUCUAGGACCCGGAUCAGAGCGCGCGGCCGCGGGGCUGGAGACUGUCGGUCUCUUCAGAUCAUCCUCACAUCAUCAUCUUCACCACACUUGAGGAGAUAUGAUUUCAAAUUUCAGCGUUUCACAGAUCUGCAGAUUCCCGGUCGAAUGAGGCGAGGACAGAGGAACGGAGAGAUGAAGAGCGGAAAACACCUGUGAUUAAAAUCCGCCCAUCAGCCGCUGAGAUGUUCAGCUCCAGCAGCACUAUGACCGAUGGAGAUUACGAUUAUCUGAUCAAACUCCUGGCUUUGGGGGACUCCGGGGUCGGCAAGACCACUUUCCUCUACCGAUACACAGAUAACAAGUUCAACCCCAAAUUCAUCACCACCGUGGGCAUCGACUUCAGGGAAAAGAGAGUGGUUUAUACGACUAACAGCCCCAAUGGGACGACGGGGAAAACCUUUAAGGUUCACCUGCAGCUGUGGGACACUGCGGGACAGGAGAGGUUCAGGAGUUUGACCACUGCAUUCUUCAGGGAUGCCAUGGGUUUUCUGCUGAUGUUUGAUCUGACCAGCCAGCAGAGCUUUCUCAACGUCAGGAACUGGAUGAGUCAGCUCCAGGCUAAUGCAUAUUGUGAGAAUCCAGAUAUCGUGCUGGUGGGAAAUAAAGCAGAUCUAGCCGACCAGAGAGAAGUUCAGGAGAAACAAGCGAAAGAACUCGCAGACAAAUACGGCAUCCCGUACUUCGAGACGAGUGCAGCGACGGGCUCUGAGGUGGACAAGGCUGUGGUGACGCUGCUGGAUCUGGUGAUGAAGCGGAUGGAGCAGUGUGUGGAGAAGCCCAGCGCAGACGCAAACACCAGCGACGGCAGCAGCAAACUGAGCGCCGCACCUGCCCAACAGAAGAAGUGUGCAUGCUGAAGAACACACACACAUGGCCUUCUCUACACACACACACACACACACACACACAUACACACACGGAGACAAAGGAUCACAUUUUUAUUGUUCUUUUCAAAUAUCCAAAGUGAUGUUGGACAUUUACACAAACACACACACACACACACAUACACACAAACAAACACA
Molecule: messenger RNA, 1085 nt
Organism: Danio rerio (zebrafish)
Lineage: Eukaryota; Metazoa; Chordata; Actinopteri; Cypriniformes; Danionidae
Source: RefSeq, a predicted model, not a curated record